Scophthalmus maximus (turbot) is the source of this 2542-nucleotide messenger RNA. It is a transcript of the gene lpxn, whose product is annotated as leupaxin. Gene Ontology annotation, biological process: muscle structure development; actin cytoskeleton organization. Bases 252 to 1280 code for a protein of 342 amino acids. Gene Ontology annotation, cellular component: filamentous actin; adherens junction; Z disc. The record is from RefSeq and is a predicted model, not a curated record. The transcript is spliced from 9 exons. Gene Ontology annotation, molecular function: muscle alpha-actinin binding; actin binding. NCBI's taxonomy places the organism in Eukaryota, Metazoa, Chordata, Actinopteri, Pleuronectiformes, Scophthalmidae.
GACAGUUGUUAUGUCAGUUGGUAUCUGACUUCCACUGUUGAGGAUUUGUUCUUGGUUUCCUCUUCACCAACCCCCCCAAAAUGUGGCUAUGUUUGGUUUCAGUCACAAACGAACAGAAAUCUCAUCAGAGGAAGUGCCGGUUUUGAGAAAGUAGGCUUGGUUACCUUAGUAACUAACCAGCAGCAGCAACAAAAAAAUAUAAAAAUAAAACCCACACUCACAGAGGUUUUGUGCUGACAGCCGGAAGCAACAUGGAUGAGCUCGAUUUGCUGUUGGAGGAGCUUGCCCUGAAUGCAGCUGCCCCGGGGAGUGUCAGUGAUGUUACAGCUGAUGGAGAGGUACCAGGUGCAGGCUAUGUCGGACUUAGCAAGAAAGAAAAAGGCCCAGUCUGCUCAAAUGUCUACAGUGAUCUCCCAGCUCCCGUGGAAGCUUCCGUGGAGCCUGACUCACCCACGAAGGAGCUGGACUCCAUCUUGCAAGAUCUGAUGGGUCUGGGAGAAGGGGAUCCAGUGUCAUCACAAACCCCACCGCCACUCACACCUAAGCAGUCGCUGAUAAGGAGAACAGGAGGUGGGCAACAGGAGGAAGAGGAGAGCCGCCGCUCAGCAAGUUCAGAGGCAAAGGACUUGACCACGAGCACGAAAACAAAUACUAUAGACGACCUGCUCGGAGGGCUGAGCUCUGACUUGGAGAAGAUAGGCGUACGCACCACAGCCAAGGGCCACUGUGCUUCCUGCAACAAAUGCGUUGUGGGAAAGAUGAUCACAGCACUGGGUGAAGUGUGGCACCCUGAACACUUUGUGUGUGUGGUUUGCAAGACGGAGCUGAGCACCACGGCCUUCUUUGAGAGAGAGGGGCGGCCAUACUGUGACAGAGACUACCAUCAGCUCUUUUCCCCUCGUUGUGCUUAUUGCAAGGGGCCCAUUGUUCAGAACGUCCUGACAGCCCUGGACCAGACCUGGCACCCCGAGCACUUCUUCUGUAUGCACUGUGGAGGCCUGUUUGGCCCUGAAGGUUACAGGUUUCCUAGAGAAGGAUGGAAAGCCAUACUGUUGCAAGGACUUCUACCACCUCUUUGCUCCAAAGUGCUCAGGCUGUGGGGAGUCGGUGAAGGAGAACUACCUGACUGCAGCCAAUGGCACCUGGCAUCCAGAGUGCUUCGUCUGCGCAGACUGUCUGAAGCCUUUCAACGGCGGCUGUUUCAUGGAGUUGGACGGUCGACCCCUCUGCUCGCUGCACUUCCAUUCCAGGCAGGGAACUCUGUGCGGCGGCUGCGGUGAGCCCAUCACAGGCCGUUGCAUCUCUGCUCUCGAUCGCAAGUUUCACCCCGAGCACUUUCUGUGUGCCUUCUGUCUGCGGCAGCUCAGCCAAGGCAUCUUCAAGGAGCAGGGAGGGAAGCCGUACUGCUCGGCCUGCUUCAAUAAACUCUUUGUGUGAGGCACGCAGGACCGAACACACAAAUCAUGCAAAGGAAAUAAACUGCAUCCCUGCUAUUGUUGAGGUUUUUUAAAUUACUUAUUGUAUAAAUGAAAAAUCAGAAUUAGGCGAUUAUACAAAUCUUACACACAUUACAGGUCUGUAUUUGCAUUGGUACAGAUGAACAAUAAACGUUUCACUUUGUCAGUACUUCAGGGCCGACUGAGAUACAUGACAUUUCAAGUGAUUUUGGAUGCUAACAUGAUGAAUUACAUGGAUACGUUACCAGUGGAUGUAUAAAAACAUCAAGGGAAAAUGCUAACAUUGUAACAUAAUUAAUGACAUGGUUUUAAAACACAGGGAAAAUACCCAUUUCCUAUGAUAAAAAAAAUAUUGAGGUAACAUUUUACAUAUGCGAAUUUUGGAUGGCUCUAAAAGAUGUUGCUGACACUUGGUCUGAAUUUUAUGGGAUUUCAUACAUCACGAUCACAUAAGAUUUAUAAACGGAGAAAGAAAAGAGUAGAGGUUCAGGUUUAAUCUGUGGUUUCCAUUAAGCGAUCCCCAGUUUGCCAUGAGACUUGGCAGAGCCGAGAUACUCUGGCAGUACAGCUCAGUUCUUCAAGGGGCUUGUCUAUUUGGCCCGAUAGCUUGUAUUGGCAUGGAACCGGGCUGGCAUGGAAUCAACUUGCCAGCCCCGAGUCUCCUCUUACUCUGACUGACCGUUUGGCCCCUCAGCACGCACAACCUCCUCAGACUCCACACAAACUCCCUCAUAGCAGCCGAUGGAGGAUUAUUAAUGAAGGUGCUGAGGUGAACAAAGGUGGUUUCAGAAGUGCAGAGUUCCUGUACAUCAGAGCAUCUCUUACUUUGUCUGUCAAGACAUGGAUCAACCACAAACUGCUUUAAUGGUUUAGAGAAUAAAUAUAUUUGGUGAUAAUGACAUUUGUGAGUGUUACCUUACUAUUUUUUCCCCCAUUCCAAAUAUUAGUUUGGAUAUGUUAGGAUGAGAUACUUCCAUCAAAGUAAGGACGCAGGUCCGUGUGAGGAAAUGGUUCAUCUGUGUAAAAGUCAGUUUUGUUGUCAGUUCUGCAGAAUCAAAUCGUAGCAAAACUGAUGUUUUACACUG